CUUUUGCCUUGGUACUCGUACACACCACACACACACAGUAAUCUGUACAAGUUGUGUCUCUAUAAAAUCCCAAAACUGGUAGCUUCGAGCACAACGGACCACACCCUUUGGACAACAAUGAAAACUGCACAGCAGCCGAGGGCGAAAACGCAAAUCCGGGCCCGGCAGUUCACUUUCUUUUGGGGGCUGAGAUUCCUGACUUGGCAGAGCUUACGAAUACAGGAAGCCCGAGGAAGGGAACCUGCCUUGGGAGGUACGUAAGAUACGAAUAGACACAUCGCAGCCGAUUGCGCGCUUUUUGGGUUUGGCAAAUAAAUAGCACGGCUUUUGAGAGUCAACACAACCGGCUUCCUAACCUUCUUCUACAUAUUAUCCGGUAAUCGUCUUCGCACAUUUGCUGCUGUGAUAAGAUGGAACUGCCCAACUGGCUCAGCAUUGUGCUCCUCCUCCUGAGCUUCACCUCCUUCCUCCCCCAGCUCUGGCUGCUCUGGGUCCGGAAAGACAGUUCUGGCCUGUCGCUCUUCUACGUGCUGUGGAAUCUCAUUGUUGCAACCGAGCUCUUUACUUUAUCCUUCCUUCUCGUGGUUAACUACGGAGAUCCCGGCGGACCCGUCGACAUCUUCGUUCACUACCCGCUAAGUGUCGGCGACCGCAUCAACUUGGCCCAGUUUACCGUGGUCUGGGUCCUCUGGGUCGUCAUUUUCGCUACAUGCCUCGCGUGGCGUUCCAACACCGACCAUGGCCGCCGCAAGGCCGUAUCAGCCAUUUAUGUUUUGUUCCUACUAAUAUCAGUCAUUCCUGUAUUCGUCGAUGCUCUCAGGGAGCACUCGACCGACCGGAACCACACUUGGGUUCUCGCACUCUUCGGCGGUCUUCACGUCCUGUUCAUCAAUCCCAUCGUGAACUUCCUCGGCAUUGCUGCCCUGUUCGCCCAAGCCCGCAUCCUUAUGGGGCGGACGCCCGGCUCAGGACUCGGCGCGCUUAGUCUGGUGGGCCUUGCCACACAAGGGGCCACUUUCGCCCUGCUCGCUCCUCUAUGGUUAUGGCGGUUGUGGUUUUCGUGGAAUCAGAUUCCAAAUCAGGGAUGGCUACAUUGGCAGGUGUUGGGGCAGUGGUUCCGUAUGGUUGGUUUCGUGGCUGUUGAUUACGCUGUUUUUGCGGGUGCGCAAUCCGUCUUGUUGUUUAUAGCAGUGCGACGCGAGCUUCACAACUCUGGUGCGUCUGCUGGUGAGACGGCGCCAUUGUUGGGGAACUGAACAACUUGGAAGUUUAUCAAUAGGAUCAAAUGAGAAUAUGCUUGGACUCUCCUGGAUUCCACCAUGUUAAACUUCACCGCUUCCGAAUGUGUCACGACCAACUUCGGCCAGCCCAUUAUCGCGUGGAUUUGUGGCCCUCUCCGAAAUCACAGUCGGGGCGAAAAGGGCUGGUUUUUACUCCGAGGUGACGGUUGUUAGCUUGGGACACUUGAACACUUCCAGGUUGAGCCCGGCCGUUUUGCCGAUGGGGUGACAGGUUACACACAACAACCCUCCGAGUCUUCAGCUCGGUAUGCAACAAAGCAUUGCUAAAUGGGCGUCGAAUUUUAGUGCUCGCGUUUGAAAUGCUGAACGCCGAAAUGCGACUGCGCCACGUUGGCUGGGCUUAACGAGGGCAAGGCUCAAAUCCUUGACUCGGACGAAGAUGAGUUGGAUGGUUCGAAUGUUUG
Chaetomium fimeti is the source of this 1705-nucleotide messenger RNA. RefSeq lists its product as uncharacterized. The transcript has 3 exons. The record is from RefSeq and is a predicted model, not a curated record. Bases 411 to 1256 code for a protein of 281 amino acids. NCBI's taxonomy places the organism in Eukaryota, Fungi, Ascomycota, Sordariomycetes, Sordariales, Chaetomiaceae.